Molecule: messenger RNA, 3271 nt
Organism: Prionailurus viverrinus (fishing cat)
Lineage: Eukaryota; Metazoa; Chordata; Mammalia; Carnivora; Felidae
Gene: LYPD6
Product: LY6/PLAUR domain containing 6
Exons: 4
Coding region: 13-528 (171 amino acids)
Biological process (GO): positive regulation of canonical Wnt signaling pathway
Molecular function (GO): acetylcholine receptor inhibitor activity
Source: RefSeq, a predicted model, not a curated record
CCUCAGUCUGCCAUGGAACCUGGCCCUGCCCUGGCCUGGCUCCUGCUCCUGAGCCUGCUGGCGGAUUGUCUGAAAGCCGCUCAGUCGCGAGACUUCACAGUGAAAGACAUUGUCUACCUCCACCCUUCAACCACGCCAUAUCCUGGUGGAUUUAAGUGUUUCACCUGUGAAAAGGCAGCAGACAAUUAUGAGUGUAACCGAUGGGCUCCAGACAUCUACUGUCCUCGAGAGACCAGAUACUGCUACACUCAGCAUACAAUGGAAGUCACAGGAAACAGCAUCUCUGUCACCAAACGCUGCGUUCCACUGGAAGAGUGCUUGUCCACUGGCUGCAGAGAUUCUGAGCAUGAAGGCCACAAGGUCUGCACUUCCUGUUGUGAAGGAAAUAUCUGUAACUUGCCACUCCCCCGAAAUGAAACCGAUGCCACAUUUGCCACAACAUCACCCAUAAAUCAGACAAAUGGGCACCCACACUGCAUGUCAGUGAUCGUGUCCUGCUUGUGGGUGUGGUUGGGACUCACAUUAUAGCAGCUCAAAGAUGCCAUGUAUAGUAGCAAUCCAUGGGGAUCUCCAUGGUCCAUAGUCAUGCAUGAGUCGUUGGCUUGACAAUAGUUACACAUGGGAAGACAGAUGUCUUCACAGCCAAGCAUCGCCAUUUACCAUGAGGAACAAGCGUUGUGUCAGUGUAGUCAUUUCAAGUCCAAGACCUCAUCAAAGCCAGCCUGCCCCCAAAAUAGACCCUGAGUCAUAUACCACGAACCUUUCUUUUCACUCCAGGAAGUAGUUCUGCAUUUAUUGAUGUCUGAGUCUCUUUAUUUGGAAUACAUGCAUGAGCCACAAGAGGUCCUGGGACCCUUGAGAUGUUAGAUGAUAUGUUAUGUGGACAUGCAUAGAUGUGUGUGUUUCAGGAAAAAGGUAAAGACCACUGGUUUGGAUAUGACUUUAUUUAUAGCUUUAGAAUUUUAAAACUUUGAUUCCAAAAGGAACAGACUGUUUCCUUGGAGACUCUGACUGAGUCCCUAAAAAAGUAGUAUGUAGUUGUCCAAUUUAAUUUUCCCAACAUUUUUCUCCCAGUGGUGGGAAUCCUAUUCCCUCUGCUCUCUGUGGGAAAUAAAAGGCAAUCAUAAAUUUGUUGUAUAGGGGGAGGGCUAGCUGGAGAAAGAUUUUUCCCAACUUAAUGGAACUAUUAUCCAUAAAGUACCUUGCAUAGCCUUGCAUCAAAAUUGGUGAGAUUGACCUUGAUUUGGCACAUCAUUGUGCUCCAUGAGAUCCUGGGUUCUACCUGGGCCAAAGGGUAUCCAAAGAGUCCCAAAGCAGGAUGGAGUUUUCUCCAGUCAUGGGUCUAUUCAGGCAUAGAUAAUCUAAGGAGAGAGAGGAUAUCAGAAUGAAAGGAAAGAUACAUGUGCAGGUUGACCCGAGUUCACCGCGAGGGCCCAAUCAGUAGCUUAGUCAGAUUGUCCUUCUGCACUUCAUACUGCCAGAGAGCCCUCGGGGUUCUUCCUCUUUCAAAUCCUCAGUGACUUUAGGGAGAAGGUUCUACACUACAUUAUCUCAAGACUGAUAGGGAAGGAAGACAUAAUAUCCUAGAAUGAGAAGGAGGUAAGCCAGUUGGGUGAUGGUGAGACUAGUAAGGAGACCCAGGGGGAGUUUUUCUUUUAGGUGAUUGCUUUUGAAGUAGAUGGUAAAAUUUUUGCCAUCCUUCCUGUAUUUUUUGGCCUGAGUUACAACUUUUUCUUCUUCCUUGUAAAUCAUUUAUACAAUAUUUAUUUUUGUAUGGGGUAACUAGAAACUAAAAUAUAUUGUAAAAUGUUCUUUAUUCUAAACAAAAUGACUGAAUUAGAAUACUUAUUUUUCAACAGUGGUAGAGCCUGUAAUAUAUGUUUGUUGAAGGUUAUCUAUAAUACUUGCACCAGUGUUGAAAAAUAUUAACUUAUGUUUGAGCAAGAGUAAUGUGUUGGCCUCAAGGGUUUCACUCAUUGUUUCGUCAGUGGUGUUGUCCCAGAAAUGUUCAGGUGGUGACGAUCACUGAUAUGAGUUUCUCUGCAGGGUUAUGGGGCAUAUUUUCAUGAAAUUUGGUGGAGCCAUUGCUGAUAGACAGGAGAGCAUUGUCAGGGUCCAUCUGCCCUGCACUGGAAAAUGUCUGUGGCUCAUAAAAUGAGGCCCCCUCAGGGAUUACCAAAUAUGAACUGAGAGCGGUAACUCUGAUACAAAAUAAUCUAAAUUGCAUCAAAUGGCCUUAAAUCAGAGUUUGGUAGGGUUAUCAAUACUUUGCUUAUAACUGGGGUGAGAGAAGUAGAGGGAAAGAAAGCAAGAUAUUUACUAAGCACCUCUUAUGUGGCAGGCACUAUGCUAAGCACUUUAUAUAUGUAUGUAUGUAUUAAGUCCUGUAAAACCUGCAAGCACCCUGAAAGGAAUAUUACUAGUAUUUUCACUUUACAGAUGAAGGUACUAAGGCUCUAAGAAGCUCAAUAACAUGAAGCCUUUUCCUCCCUAUUUAAGUUAUAUAGGUUGAGGUGGGAUUGAAGAGUGCAGGGACAAUGGAAUUACCACCCCUAGGAAAACUUCCAGACCUGACCAUGGGAAUUUGACCCUCUGAUCAUGUGGAGUUUGUCUAGUCCUGCCUCUGCAGGAUGCCAUUUGUGUGGGUCCCCUAGAUGGUGUUUUUUCUUUAAGGGGUGGAGGUACAGCUUCCUAGUUCAUUCCUCUUGCUAAAAGAGGUAACAGGUCAAUUGCUAUAAUUGCUAGAAAUGCUUUAAGACAGUGAAAACUUGAUGUUGUACAUAUCUACAAGUACCAUUUUUUGUGCAUGGCCACUCUCCACUGAUACCUGCCAAGUACUGCAUGCAAUUUGAGUGAGAGACAGAAUCCAAAUGCUGGUUCUUAAUCAUAAAGCGACCACUCCAGAGCUUCCCUGUCUGGUGUGCAGGGACCAAGUCCACAGUGAUGUGAACUCAUCUGCCACCCGGGGGAUCACUGCAAACUCUACACAGAUUUGACUGCAUGCACCUUGAGUGCCUGUCAGAAUGGCUGACGUUUCAUUCUCUUGAAAGAAAGUGGUUGGCUCACCUUCCCCAGCCUCAAGAAGCCAAGGAAGGGCCAUUCGUGUGGAAGGCCCAGGACUGGUCAUCCAUCUGACUUUUAUACCACAUUAAACUUUCCCUCAAAUCCCACCAUUGGUGACGGCUUGAAGUGCAAACAGCCAUGAUGUGUACAUUAACCUAUGUGCCACUUAUUUAUUUUCAGACUCCCCAUAGCAUUCAUGUCAAUAGAG